This is a messenger RNA of Schistocerca serialis cubense, 2139 nucleotides long. RefSeq lists its product as uncharacterized. Gene Ontology annotation, cellular component: SCF ubiquitin ligase complex. Bases 733 to 2028 code for a protein of 431 amino acids. The record is from RefSeq and is a predicted model, not a curated record. Gene Ontology annotation, molecular function: protein binding. NCBI's taxonomy places the organism in Eukaryota, Metazoa, Arthropoda, Insecta, Orthoptera, Acrididae. Gene Ontology annotation, biological process: SCF-dependent proteasomal ubiquitin-dependent protein catabolic process. The transcript is spliced from 11 exons.
UGGUAUAACGCACAGUGAGUCAGCUGUUUGUUCUUUCGCCCUAAGGAAAACAAACCUCAGCAUAGUGUUAAGAUUUAAUUUGACAUCAAUACUACCCAAGAAAUAUGAUUUAAAUCUGAGCAUGAACGUGUUUGGUAACCAGAAUAAUGUUUUCGCGAGUGUUUCAGCUGUUAUAACACGAGAGUUUUAUUAUGUCGAAGCGGAGUAAUCAACGGUGAGAAAUAUCUCGAUUCCUCUUCUUCGCCAAAAAGUAGCCGAAUUUCACAACACAAAGAUCUACUGCACUGGGGACAACAAAGGAACUGAAACUUCAGUGCGCAAGUGGUGAUAUGCUAUGAAUUUCUAGUCUUCGUUUCAAUAACUGGGUCGACAUCAUGGACACCACUAGCGCAGAGCCGCCCCCGCAGCUCAAGCAGUUAUCCACAUUGUCGUCAGCAGUUCACAUCAUGGCUCCGAGAAUUUGGUCAUCCUCAGAAGAGGAGGGGGCGUAUAUCUAGGGGGAUAUUUUCAUGUGGUAAGGAAACACAAAAUCAACUGCAGACACAAUGGCAUUUAAUGGGGGGCAGCUCCCACAGAUGGUGGUGGAUUGUGAAAUGGAAUGGGACCCAGUAGGUGAGUACACCACAGUGUUUACCACUGCAGAGAACGAGAUUUGGGGUGAAGUAGAUUACCUCCUCGACACAAUCGAGAGGGAGAAGGAGGAGGAGGAGUUGGAGACGGAGUUGGUUGAAUAUGCCCCGUAGGAGGAAACGAAAAAGAAAAGCUUGCGAUAAACAAGACAUGCAGGUAAUGCCGGCGGCACCAGUGGACUUGUUGCCAGACGAGAUGCUGCUAGAGAUCCUAUCACGGCUGUCGGUGGACGAGUUACUGGGUGCUGCCUCUCGCGUCUGCUCCCGCUGGGAGCGGCUGUGCCUGGAGGUAGCCGUGUGGCGUCGCUCUAGUGGUGGUCUCUGCUACCACGGCACCUCUGACUGGCCGUCCCCUGCAAAGGCGCCCAGGCCCACCAUCUGCAUACAUGCCCGCGAUGAUGUCGGCCGUGUUCUUGGGGAGGUUUGGCUGCGUCGUGGAUGUGUUGCUUUGAGAAGACUUAUGCUACACAUGUGCAGACUGGGUGAUGCAGGGCGUCUUCUUCAAAUGACAGCCAAGGCUUUUCCAAGUAUACAAGAACUCAGCUUACAAGAAUGCACGCCACUCAGCAUACCUGACUACUGUUUACUUGCUGGCUUUACUGAACUACAGGCCCUCAACUUGUCACGUUGUAAGGGCAUGGGUGAAGAGGCUAUAUGCACAAUAGCCAGCAGAUGUACGCAGUUAAGGGAGCUCCGACUUGACUGGACAGAUGGCUUAAGGGAUGAUGACGUCAAAUUUAUUGUACAAAAACUUGGCCACCAGUUACAAGUGCUUACUCUAGGUGGCAGACUUCUGACAAAUGAAGGCUACAAAGUUAUUGCAGAUUGCAAAAGAUUGCAGGAACUAGGGCUGGCACCAUGUCAGGGCCUAGGAGAUGCUGGUCUCGCAGAAUGUUUGGUACCACUGACAAGUUUGAGUGCUCUGGAACUGGCAGACCCUUCACAGCUUACUCGUAAUGGGCUGCUACACUUCCUCAGUUUUUCCACAUACUUGGAGAAUCUUACUGCUCUUAAACUGGCAUGGUGUGAAGCUCUCACUGAUGCUGGGUUAGAAAUCAUUGCAAAAAGGUGUGCGGGUCUAAGGAGAUUGUCUGUAAUACACUGCCCUCAUAUCUCAGAUCGAGGUGUGUCUCGAAUAAUCGAGCACUGUCAUCAUAUACAGAUUAUGAGUCUUAUCUGGAAUGAUGGCCUUUCAGGUCGUGAUUUUUUGCCGCUCUUGGUCUCCAGUCUACCAAAGCUGCGACGGCUGGACCUGGGGUACUGUGACAGUAUUACUCGUGAACACAUAGAUGAACUUAUGUCUCACAGAAAGGGCAUUGCAGUUGUGCGGCCCGAAGUGUGGUGCCGUCCACGCAGUAGUCCACAUGUUUGCUGUGCCCCUUGGGAUCAAGUUGCUUAAUUAUAGUUUUGCAGACACAUGAACUGUUUUGUUCUGAUUUCUGGAAAUUUCCAAAUGAUUUGUAAGGGAAAAAAAAAAAAAAUAUAUUGACAUGAAAAAUUUAUUUAUGUA